Prorocentrum cordatum is the source of this 360-nucleotide messenger RNA. NCBI's taxonomy places the organism in Eukaryota, Dinophyceae, Prorocentrales, Prorocentraceae. The record is from the annotation of a GenBank genome assembly.
GGGGCCCUGGCCAGCCGCGCGAGCCGCGGCGCCCGGGCUCAGCCCCGACCAGAUCUCCACCUCUCGACUCCGAGCAGUUGCACCAGCGGUGCUGGCCACAGCGCGCCUGGCGCGCGGCAACUGCGGCGCGCGGCAACUGCUGGCCAAGAUCAGGGGAAGCCAAGAAUCGGAAAUCCUGCUCACCCUAGCGCGGUAGCGACCGCGGCGUCGUGCUCCCUGUCCGAGCGCGCCUGGGCGGCCUUCUGCUUCCACGCGGGGAUCGGCUUGCCGUUCAGGUCAGUCGCCGGCGCGAUCUACGGCAUCGCCGCCUCCAGCUCGGCCUUCCGAGGGCCCCGGCGCCCGGCGCCGCCGCGGCGACCC